Messenger RNA from Neolamprologus brichardi, 1470 nucleotides. The record is from RefSeq and is a predicted model, not a curated record. Lineage: Eukaryota; Metazoa; Chordata; Actinopteri; Cichliformes; Cichlidae.
GCACCUCCAACAUUGACGGCCCCUUCCCCAUCAACCACCACAGCCCCGCCCUCCACCACAGCCCUUCCAUUUACCAUGACCGCUCCUUCAACAACCACAACAGCAGUUCAAAACACAAAAACUCCUCCAACAACUGGCAGGGAUACAGUAAUGAGAUAUGUCACAUUCAGAUCACUUCAGAGCAAUUUUGAAACAGACUUGUUGAAUUCAUCAUCUGCAGCCUUUACAAAUCGAUCUUUAAUGAUAAAGAAACAGAUUGAACCUGUUUACAGUAAGGCCUUCCCCUCUUCCUUUGUCUCCUUGGAUGUGGUGAGCUUCAGGAAGGGAUCAGUCAUAAACACCAUGGAACUUCAGUUUGUAAACUUUUCUGUCCCAAAUUACACUGAGAUUAGGAAUGUUUUGAUCGGUCAAGCCUCAAAUGUGAACGGCUUUGACAUCGAAAGGGCCUCCAUCAACAUCAGUGACACUGCUCCAACAACAGCCACUCUACCAGAAACAACUGCAACUACAACAACAGUUGCAGCAACUACAACCACUAUCCCAACUACAAAAGCACCAACUGGACCUGUCCAAAUUGUUCUCUUUCUACAGUUCCUUGAACCAUAUGUACCUGAUCUCGCAGACCCCACCAGCAGUGCAUAUCAAGAUCGCAAAAAACGAGUUGAAGAGACGUGUGAUAGAAUAUACAGAGCACAAUUUUUGAACUUCAUCCGUGCCAUUGUGGUUGGGUUCAGAUCUGUUAUAGUCCAAAAACGAGUGGAUAGAACUGAGGCAUUGGUGGAGCUUGUGUUCAAUCAAACAAUUCCCAAUGCACAAGUCCCAGAUAAUAUUACUAUUGUUGAAGCUUUAAGAGAUGCUAUUAACAGGUCCAGCAUUAAUUUCACCAUCCAAAUAGUUCCUGAGACGGUAUCAGUAACUUCUGUUCCUGUCAUUGUCACGGACAAUUCCACCACACCUCUACCAACCACUGUCACUUCCACUACUGCUGCACCGACUACUACUUCAACUACUGCUGCACCGACUACUAGUUCCACUACUGCUGCACUGACUACUAGUUCCACUACUGCUUCAGCUACAACUGUUGUACCUACAACUACAGUUUCAAGUGGAGUAUCCCACAAGAUUAAUCCCAGGAUUGGUUUCCUCCUGGUGCUGUUGUUAUGCCUUCUAUCAAGCCAGCAAUAGCAUCUGUGCUGGUUUCCAUGUGAAAGGCCAGCAGAACACAAUCUCUUUUAAUAACAUGAAAAAAAUGUAAUGUCAGCAGAAAUCUGAUAUGUUAUUAUUUAUAAGGGUUGUUGGGUUCGUUUAGGUGCACUGGACACAUCAGAAAGAGUAGCUCUAGUAUGUUUAUCUACAUUAAAAUAUUUUCAGGUGGGAAUGACCCUGCCCUGAACAGAAUGACACAAAUAAUUUUAAGCAUCCGGUUAAUUAAAUCACCAAUAAAAAGCCUGACAAUGCAUGGGCAAAACA